Drosophila montana is the source of this 2012-nucleotide messenger RNA. Its product is annotated as stAR-related lipid transfer protein 7, mitochondrial. Gene Ontology annotation, molecular function: lipid binding. Bases 467 to 1759 code for a protein of 430 amino acids. The record is from RefSeq and is a predicted model, not a curated record. NCBI's taxonomy places the organism in Eukaryota, Metazoa, Arthropoda, Insecta, Diptera, Drosophilidae. The transcript has a single exon.
AAAAAAAUUGUCACCAUGAAAAUUAUAUAUUAACAUACUGUUUGGUUUAUUCGAGUUGAAAAUAACAACAAAAACUGUUAUUGGCUGGACAGCAUACCCUGCUCAGAAUUCGAGCUGCACAAUUUUCGACUUUUCCAACACACAUUCGAACAACGAUACAAAUUGCAGGUUGCACGUUUUGAACGUAAAAUGUGGGCGCCUUGAUAACAAAGCAACAACGACGUGAAUCUAUAUUAUAUACAGAAAAAUUGUCAACAAUUAAAAGGGCACGAAAACAAAAUUAUACAAGUUGAAAGGCAAGGCAACAAAUGUGACAGGAGGUGUGUGUCAAAAUUUGUAGCGGAGGAACAGGCAACAUUAAUAACAGUACAGCCGCUGCCGCUGUCCGAUUGUUAUGCAAGCAGCGCUGCAUUCACCCACCUGAGCAGUGCAGCCCAGCAGCAAAACAAUCAAUUAGCCGGUCGCCAUGCUGCUAAACCGUUUCGUUUCAGCCAUUAAAAAUCAAUCGAGGGAAACCCUGCGCGCAUGGAGCUAUCAAUGCGAAUCAAUAUUCGCGCAACGCUCGCGCCGCCUGCAGCAGCUGCUCAGUUUCUACCAGUCUGUCUAUGGGACGCAAGGACUAAAGCAACUAUGGCGCGCCUAUUACCGCAGUGAGCUGCAGCCGCCGCUACGGGGCUUCAUGCUAAGCGCCGUGGGCAUCAUGGGACUCAAUAUGAAAAGGCCAGGCAGCGAAGGUUUUGACUGGGCCAAAGAGCGGCUGUCGCUCUCCAACUUUGAUUUGUGUCAGCGGGACAUUGACUUCAUAAAUACGCUGCCUGUCAACCAGCUAUGCGAUCGCUGCCAGGCAAAAAAGAUGAAGUACUGCUAUUGCUUGUUGGGCAAUCAGCGCUGCAAGAAGGGCGGCGUUGUAGUAGCGCCCCCCAAGACCGAUCAGCUGGCGCUUAAGGAGGAGCAAGCGGCUAGCAUCAGCAACUGUCACAAAUCAUUGGAUCUGGAUGGACGUGCGCCUCAGGGCCAAGUACGAAUACAGGCACAGGAGGAUCGCAACUGGGAGCCGUACUUUAGUAAGAAUGAAUUUAGUAUUUGGCGGCGUGAGGAACAUGGGUCGCUCUACUCAUACAAGGUGUAUGCACGGUUUGAUGACAUCACCGCCGAUGAUUUUCUGCAUGUGCAAACGGACCUGGAUUAUCGCAGGCAAUGGGACGAUACGGCGCUCAGGCUAGAGCUUAUUAGCGAGGAUCCAGUGCCUGGCAGCAAUUCGCAUCUGAUAUACUGGGAAAUGCAAUGGCCGCGACUAUUUGCCAAUCGGGACUAUGUAUAUUGUCGACGGUACCACAAGGAUGAAAACAAAAAGUUGAUAUUUAUCUGCAGUCGCGCUGCCAAGCAUACUACAUAUCCAGCCAUUUCGGGAAAGGUGCGAGUCACUGACUACUGGAGCCUGAUGGUCAUAAAGCCAUUCCGCGGAUUCCACGAGCCGGGACUGCACUUUGUGCUCACCUACUACGAUGACCCGGGCAUACCCAUACCGCAGAACAUCAAGUCGUGGGUAACGCAGAAGCAAAUGCCCGAGUUCCUUACCAAAAUGUAUGUGGCGACCAAAAACUAUGCCUGCUCACGUGCCAUCAAGAUGAAAGACAUGUUCAACAGCUUUACAAUAAUCAACGAUGAGUAUACGGCCAAUGAUCAACGCGGCAGCUGGCUGGGAAGUCUCAGCCGUCACAGGCGUAAGCUCAACAGGGACAAUGAGGCUGAGCGCUGAGAGCUGCAGUUCCUCCUGACAGUGUCCAGAGAGCAAUUAAGAAUUAUGAUAACUAGAAAAGAAGGUACAGCAAGAAACACCAACAGCAAUACAGCCCCCUUAUCAUCUUAUGUUGUAAAUCAUUUAUAAGUACAUACAUAUAUAGAAGCAAUGAACAAUUAGGGAUCAUCCACUUUCUAGAACUAAACAAAUUAUUUCAUCAACUGUGCAAAUGUGCAAUAAAAUAGCAUUCGCAACUUGGAGGCAUUUAAAA